UGUGAGAGGGGAGGAGCCUGUUGCUGGUUCUUUAGAUAUGAAUUUGGCAUCAUGCUUUGCCUCUAAUGCUCGGCCUCCAGCAGAAGUGAUGUGGAGAUUAGGAGAUCUGAAUAACUCCCUCAGGACAAUAACCAAUCAUACAGUGAACCCAGAUGGGACAGUUACUGUUGUGUCCUACCUACUGGGGGCCCCAUUCAAACACUUAAAUAAGAAGAAUGUUCAGUGCAUGGUGAAACACGGCACUCUAAAAGAAGAACUUGUGCUGGACUACACAAUAAACAUCCAUUAUCCUCCUGAGUCCAUGGUUAUAAUUCCUGACAGUCCAACACAUGCUAAAGAAUUCAAGUGUAUAGUGGAUAGUAACCCAGAACCAACCAGCUACUCUUGGACAAGAGACAAUACUCUCUAUUAUGAAGGCAACAAGCUUCCUGUCCCAAAACGGUCCUCUGACUUUAAUGGCUUGUACAUCUGUAAUGCUUCAAACCAGUAUGGAAGUUCAUUAGGUUCUCUGUAUGUGAAUGUUCAUACUGAAUCCAGCACCGUCUGUUGGGGUCUGUUUGGUUUUGUCAGCUGCUUAGCUGUUCUUGCUGCUGUUGCUGGUGUGAUUUUCAAAUUCAAGCAGAAAUGGCUUCAAGUACCACAGCGUUCCAAUGAUGAAGAAGCACAGGACAGUGGAGCGCUCUAAACAAGACAGGUGAAUGGCUGUGAUGAUCAGGAUGAAAGUGG
This is a messenger RNA of Sinocyclocheilus rhinocerous, 726 nucleotides long. Its product is annotated as nectin-2-like. NCBI's taxonomy places the organism in Eukaryota, Metazoa, Chordata, Actinopteri, Cypriniformes, Cyprinidae. Gene Ontology annotation, cellular component: adherens junction. Bases 38 to 685 code for a protein of 215 amino acids. Gene Ontology annotation, biological process: homophilic cell-cell adhesion; heterophilic cell-cell adhesion. The record is from RefSeq and is a predicted model, not a curated record. The transcript is spliced from 6 exons.